UACACUGAAGCUCUUUAUAUGUGCUCUAUAAUAGCUGCAGUUUCUCUUUGUCAGGGACAUAAUAUAUCAGGAAAAGAUCUCCGUGUUCAUUGUUCCUUAAAUAUCAACACAGAGACAGGACGCUUGUCAGCAAGAAGGCCAAAUCUGCAGAAUCAACCUGCUCUAGAAAAGGAUCGAUACAAAAUCCGUCAAGCAUUCAUUGCUGCACCCAGGAAUUCUCUUAUAGUUGCUGAUUAUGGACAGCUGGAACUUAGGAUUCUGGCACACCUUGCAGACUGUAAGAGCAUGUUGGAAGCUUUUGAAGCUGGUGGAGAUUUCCAUUCAAGGACUGCAAUGAAUAUGUACCCACAUAUUCGUGAAGCAGUUGAAAAAAAGGAAGUGCUUCUUGAGUGGCAUCCUCAGCCUGGUGAAGAUAAACCCCCAGUUCCUCUUUUGAAGGAUGCCUUUGCUUCUGAAAGAAGAAAAGCUAAAAUGCUUAACUUCUCAAUUGCAUAUGGGAAGACUCCUAUGGGGCUUUCCAAGGAUUGGAAGGUACCCUGAAAUGUUACUUAUUAU
Molecule: messenger RNA, 555 nt
Organism: Glycine soja
Lineage: Eukaryota; Viridiplantae; Streptophyta; Magnoliopsida; Fabales; Fabaceae
Product: DNA polymerase I B, chloroplastic/mitochondrial-like
Exons: 4
Coding region: 19-540 (173 amino acids)
Biological process (GO): double-strand break repair; DNA-templated DNA replication
Molecular function (GO): DNA-directed DNA polymerase activity; DNA binding
Source: RefSeq, a predicted model, not a curated record